UGAGAUGCUGCUGGGAGAAGAACCCAGUCCAGCAGCCAUCAGAGGACCCUCAUCAUCAUCAGCACCACCAUCAUCAUCAUGGGGAACUGUUUAGACAUCUUGAGGAAUUUCUUUUGUACAAAGAACCCCAACGUGCGUAUUAGUUUGCCAGCCGUGUGUUUUGUGUGGCAGAUUGCAAUGAUCGUGCUGUUUGGAGUUUUCAUCCGCUACGAUGAGGAGUCAGACACCGGACGCUGGCUGGAACUCAAGAAGCACGAGAACAUCACCAGCGAUGUGGAGAACGACUUCUACUUCAGAUAUCCCAGCUUCCAGGACGUCCACGUCAUGAUCUUUGUGGGCUUCGGUUUCCUCAUGACUUUCCUGAAACGCUACAGCUUCGGCGCCGUGGGCUUCAACUUUCUGAUCGCCUCCUUCGGUCUGCAGUGGGCUCUUCUCAUGCAGGGCUGGUUCCACUCGCUCGACCACACCACUGGAAAAAUCUAUAUUGGAGUUGAAAGUCUAAUCAACGCCGACUUCUGCUGUGCCGGCUGUCUGAUCGCCUACGGCGCUCUCCUGGGCAAAGUCAGCCCUGUCCAGUUAAUGGUCGUCACCUUAUUUGGCAUCACGCUGUUUGCUGUGGAGGAAUACAUCAUCCUCAGUCUGCUUCAUUGCAGAGAUGCUGGUGGCUCUAUGGUCAUCCACGCCUUCGGAGGAUAUUAUGGGUUGGCCAUCUCCUGGGUUCUAUAUCGACCAAAGCUGCACCAAAGCAGUCGCCUCAACGGCUCCGUCUACCACUCUGAUAUGUUUGCGAUGAUCGGUACUCUGUUCCUGUGGAUGUACUGGCCCAGUUUCAACUCGGCCAUCACGGACCACGGCGACGGACAGCACCGAGCAGCCAUCAACACCUACCUCGCCCUGGCCUCCUCUGUGCUCACCACUGUGGCCAUCUCCAGCAUGUCUAAGAAGAAAGGGAAACUAGACAUGGUGCAUAUUCAGAAUGCCACUCUGGCCGGUGGCGUUGCCAUGGGGACAUCCGCAGAGUUCAUGAUCACUCCUUAUGGUUCGCUCAUCGUGGGUUUCGCCUGCGGCAUCAUCUCCACCUUCGGUUACCUGUUUGUCACGCCUUUCUUAGAAAAAUAUCUCAAGCUCCAGGACACGUGUGGUAUCCACAACCUGCACGCGCUGCCUGGGAUGCUCGGUGGCUUCAUAGGUGCCAUUGUUGCUGCAUCAGCCACAGAAGCUGUUUAUAGUAAAGAGGGGUUGAUCAACACGUUUGACUUUGAAGGGAAGUUCGCAAACAGAACUGUUGGAACACAGGGAGGCUACCAGGCUGCCGGCACAUGUGUGUCGAUCGCAUUCGGAAUUGUUGGGGGUGCAUGUGUUGGUUUAGUCCUGAGGUUGCCGAUCUGGGGCGACCCUGCUGAUGACAACUGCUUUGAUGAUGAAGUGUACUGGGAGGUGCCUGAGGAAGAGGAGUCCAUCCAUCCCAUUCUGGAGUACAACAACCACAUGGUUCACAAACACCAGGACAUAUCCGAGUCAAACUUCUCUGUGGAGCAGAGUUAGAGCAGCAGAGCAGGAGAUCAACCCCCAUCGUCUUCAUGUCACUAUGAACUAACUGUGAAACAACAACACACUGAAUAAUGACGGAGCCUGCCACUAGAAAACAACAAGAGGCUCCACAUUCAAUGGCAAUCACCACACAAUCAGUCUGGUUUUUGUCCUGUUAAAUCGGUUGAAAAUGAGAUUUUAAGUUGUAAUUAUUUUAUUGUGAACUUUUCUUGAAUCUAAGAAGAUGUGUUUGGUUUGUGUAGCGCAGGGACGAACUGAGACGUUGGAGAUGCAUGCCUCUCGGUUUUGAAACACCUGCGGAAUUAAUUCAUCUAAUCAUUGAUAACGUCACAAAGAGCGAAUCUCUCUCUUUCAAAGGACUGUGCAAAAGGUCUCAGGUCGCCAUCAAAUUUGUUGUUUUUGUGUCAAAUUCUGUGAUUAUUGGCAUUAUGGAUUGGAAUGAUGUGACUGAAAGUUGUCCAUGAGUUGAACUCAUACGACACGUGUAUGUAAGGCUGUAGAAGCUGAUAUAUUUUCUGGAAGAAAAAAAAAAAAUCAUCAUUUUACCCCAUAUUUUUUCUGGAUGAGUCCCAAUAAAGCGAUUGAGAAAUAAUAACGAUAGUGUAUGGUCAUUAAAUCACUGCUUAAACAACAACAAAUCUAAUAUUGGCCUGAGACUUUUGCACAGUGCUGUAUAGAUCUUUGUAAGUUGUGUGUAUAGAUUAUUUUAUACCGAGUUUGUCGCCUGAUUGGAUUGUUGUCGAGAUCCACAUUUGGAGUAACUAUGGUAACCAUGAUGCAACCGUCUCCAGUCUGCGGGACAUAGUGACAUAAUCUGCUCGGUGCGCCGUAGUUUCGGUUUGGAAAAAGACAGAAAGCCAAAUGUCAAAUUUAACUUGAAAUGAAACAAUAAAGUCAUAUAAUAUGUAA
Messenger RNA from Solea solea (common sole), 2460 nucleotides. It is a transcript of the gene rhcga, whose product is annotated as Rh family, C glycoprotein a. Gene Ontology annotation, biological process: ammonium transmembrane transport; ammonium homeostasis. The coding region runs from base 79 to 1545 and encodes 488 amino acids. Gene Ontology annotation, cellular component: plasma membrane. The record is from RefSeq and is a predicted model, not a curated record. The transcript has 11 exons. Gene Ontology annotation, molecular function: ammonium channel activity. Lineage: Eukaryota; Metazoa; Chordata; Actinopteri; Pleuronectiformes; Soleidae.